AUGAAUCUUGCCCGCCAUUCUAUCAGCUCUACCGCCCCAGUCCUCAUCUUCGACGCACAUUUUGAUCCUGAUUGUCGCAUAUUCACUGCUUCAACCCAGGCGGGCUUCGCAGUCUAUCGUGCAUGGCCUCUCCAAUUGCUUCGGAAACGAGAGAUUACUGGCGGAACACUUUCCGCUGUCAUACCUCUACACACUUCAUCCCUCCUGUUUCUGAUUGGAGGAGGUCGUAGUCCGCGGUACCCACCGAACAAGGUCAUUCUAUGGGAUGAUGCUCGAGGACGUGAAGUUGCCGAGUUAGAAUUCAGGGAGCGGGUACGAGGUCUUGCAUGCAGAAGGGGAUGGCUUGUAGUUGCUUUGCGCCGGCGAGUUGUUGUUUUUCAGAUUGGGGAAGUUGUCACCAGGUUUGGGGAAUGGGAUACAUGUGAUAAUCCAAGAGGAUUGGUCGCGAUUGCCACCGCCACACAUGCUACGUUACUUGCGAUACCCGGUCGCCAAAUGGGCCAUGUGCAGUUGAUUCACUUGCCCCCAUGUCCCCCACCUGAGCUUACGGGCCCCCCACCACCCACGCCUCCGGAACUCCCACCAUUACCGCCGACAAAACACCCAGCAUCUAUUAUCAUUGCACACCAGACUGCUUUGAGCGCAAUUUCCGUGCCUCCUUCGGGUCACCUCGUGGCUACAACUUCUGAGCAAGGAACAUUAAUUCGCAUAUGGAAUUCCAAUACAGGCGUACGCGUCAGGGAAUUCCGGAGGGGUACAGAUAAAGCAGAAAUCUACGGCGUGGCCUUUCGACCGGAUGAGCGGGAGGUUUGUGUCUGGAGCGAUAAAGGUACAGUGCACGUCUUCUCUCUCGCUGAGGCAUCUGGGUCAUCAAAUCGACGGUCAACCUUCUCACCGUUGAAGCCAUUCAUGAAUCUCCCUGGUUAUUUGAACUCGGAAUGGUCAUAUGCGCAAUUCCGCAUGCCUUCUCAGUUAGCUCACAUAUCCCUCUCGACGCCUCCUUCGAAACCACCGACUGCCGAUGUGAUUGAUGAGGCGAAGUGUAUUGUAGGAUGGAUUCAGGUGCCCUCGGAAGAUCAGGACAAUGGAACAGCCAUGGAAUACCAGCUCAUUGCGUUGACAUACACAGGAGGUUGGUAUCGUCUCUCGCUGCCCAGACCAGGUGCAUCUUCAACGGUAUCGACGACUUCUACGAGUCCGCACGCGGCGCUGUCUACUUCGCCGCCGCGAUCGCUGCCCCCAAGUGUCAAAGCGAUCUCAAAGGCGCGCCCACGAUCGUCCAGUAAUUCGUCUUUCGCCGGGCGUUCUGACAAGGGCAAGGGGCGCGAACAUGACAAGGAAGGGAAGGAGAGCCACGAAUGCAUAUUAAGGGAAUAUAGGCGGUUUGGUCGGUGGGAUGGUUGGGGAUAG
Molecule: messenger RNA, 1410 nt
Organism: Fibroporia radiculosa
Lineage: Eukaryota; Fungi; Basidiomycota; Agaricomycetes; Polyporales; Fibroporiaceae
Exons: 4
Coding region: 1-1410 (469 amino acids)
Biological process (GO): nucleophagy; autophagy of mitochondrion; protein lipidation
Cellular component (GO): extrinsic component of membrane; phagophore assembly site membrane; cytosol
Molecular function (GO): protein binding; phosphatidylinositol-3-phosphate binding; phosphatidylinositol-3,5-bisphosphate binding
Source: RefSeq, a predicted model, not a curated record